Rhinolophus ferrumequinum (greater horseshoe bat) is the source of this 1348-nucleotide messenger RNA. It is a transcript of the gene COX7A2L, whose product is annotated as cytochrome c oxidase subunit 7A-related protein, mitochondrial. The coding region runs from base 277 to 621 and encodes 114 amino acids. The record is from RefSeq and is a predicted model, not a curated record. Gene Ontology annotation, biological process: regulation of oxidative phosphorylation; mitochondrial respirasome assembly; mitochondrial electron transport, cytochrome c to oxygen. The transcript has 3 exons. Lineage: Eukaryota; Metazoa; Chordata; Mammalia; Chiroptera; Rhinolophidae.
CAAAAGGGGGAAAAUCUCUAGUUUUCUACAGACCCCGCUACAGUACCUUUUCGCGCUCUGUUAGAGCUGAUUUUGCCUUUCUUGGCCCUGCGAAACCGGCUUCUCUUUCACUUGUGGGGCUUACCACGUCAUGUUCUAAAUUAGGCGAUCUUCGGGCAGCUCGUCUCCUGGCGCAGGGUCCUUGGGCUGAGCCUUGGGGCGACAGCCGGAAAGGCAGGGUCUUUCUUUGGGGCGGUCGCGCGGGCAACAGCUGCGGGAAGCCGGACACGGGGCGACAUGUACUACAAAUUUAGUGGCUUCACGCAGAAAUUGGCAGGAGCAUGGGCUUCCGACGCCUAUAGCCCGCAGGGAUUAAAGCCUGUGGUUUCCACAGAAGCACCACCUAUCAUAUUUGCCACACCAACUAAACUGACUUCCGAUUAUACUGCAUAUGAUUUUGCUGAGAAAAACAAAGUUCCAGAGCUGCAGAAGUUUUUCCAGAAAUCUGAUGGUUUGCCCAUCCACCUGAAACGAGGCCUGCCUGACCAGAUGCUUUACCGGACGACCAUGGCGCUCACGCUGGGCGGGACCAUCUACUGCCUCAUCGCCCUCUACAUGGCGUCGCAGCCCAGAAACAAAUGAGUUCGACUGCGGAGGACUGGUGUGCUUUUUGGCAUAAACCCUUUGAAUUUUUAUUUUUCGUUUCUGUAAAAAAAUUUUUUUACUUGAAUGGCCUACUUAACAUUUUGCAAGAAAAAAAUAGAAUGAUACUAAGACAAUAUUUUGGUUGGCUUAUGCAGUGCACAUGGCCUGUCAGAAUUCUUUCGACAGUUAAAACUAUUGUCCAAAGAAAGGCUGCUGCUGUUCGAGUUGGGGCUUUUGAUUUCCCUGGAGGUUCUGGAUGAAGAUCGCAUACGGACUCAUUAAUGGCAGUCUGUGCAGGUACUUGGGGCCUGAUGGUGGUGUUUCUGAGCAGGAGGUGUAGAAGCUUUUCUGGAUGUGGAUGUGACUGAGGAAGGAAGACAAAAGCCAAGGCCAGGUGCAUGAAACGAGGGGUUUGAGUUAGGCCUUACUUUGGGGAUUUUUUCCAUCUUGCGGUAAAAUUGUUAAUAGAAAUUAUUUGCAACAUGCUUCUGUUCAUCGGGCAGUUUGUUUUAAAGGGUUAUUUGCCUCAUCUCAGAUCUUCAGUGAAAUUUUAUGUAUGAUUGUUAUGUAUUUAUUCCACCGUGGGAACAGAACACCUGUUUAGUGUUGCACUUUAGACUGAUGUCUGUUUUAUCAAUGCAGCUGUGACACAAAGUCUCCUUUAAACCUUUUAAAUUAUGCUUUAUUUUGAUUGUGGAAUAAAUACAUGAAUGGAAAAUCUCAA